This is a messenger RNA of Puma concolor (puma), 1812 nucleotides long. Lineage: Eukaryota; Metazoa; Chordata; Mammalia; Carnivora; Felidae. The record is from RefSeq and is a predicted model, not a curated record.
AUGGCUUUGAGUGUUUAUGUCUGUCUUCCUCUCCCAGGCUCUGAAAAGCGGCCAUUCCUCAGAUUUGAAGCUGAAAACAUUUCCAACUACACGGCCCUUCUGCUGAGCAGGGAUGGCAGGACUCUGUACGUGGGUGCCCGAGAGGCUCUCUUUGCUCUCAACAGUAGUUCCAGCUUCCUGCCAGGCGGGGAGUACCAGGAGCUGCUGUGGAGCGCAGAUGCAGACAGGAAACAGCAGUGCAGCUUCAAGGGCAAGGACCCACAGGACGUCUUCACGCUGAGCCCCAGCCCCCAGGACUGGCAGGACACCCUCUUCUAUGGGGUCUUCACAUCCCAGUGGCACAGGGGGACCACGGAGGGCUCCGCCCUCUGUGUCUUCACCAUGAAAGACGUGCAGAAGGCCUUCAACGGCCUGUACAAGGAGGUGAACCGGGAGACACAGCAGUGGUACACUGUGACCCACCCAGUGCCCACACCCCGUCCCGGAGCGUGCAUCACCGACAGUGCCCGGGAGAGGAAGAUCAGCUCGUCCCUGCAACUCCCAGACCGUGUGCUGAACUUCCUCAAGGACCACUUCCUGAUGGACGGGCAGGUCCGCAGCCGCCUGCUGCUGCUGCAGCCCCGUGCCCGCUACCAGCGCGUGGCCGUGCACCGCGUGUCCGGCCUGCACCACACCUACGACGUGCUCUUCCUGGGCACCAGCGAUGGCCGGCUGCACAAGGCGGUGGGCGUGGGCCCCAGGGUGCACAUCGUCGAGGAGCUCCAGAUCUUCUCGCCAGGACAGCCCGUGCAGAACCUGCUGCUGGACGCCAGCAGGGGACUGCUCUACGCUGCCUCCCACUCAGGCGUAGUCCAGGUGCCUGUGGCCAACUGCAGCCUGUACCAGAGCUGUGGGGACUGUGUCCUCGCCCGGGACCCCUACUGUGCUUGGAGCGGUUCCAGCUGCAGACACGUCAGCCUCUACCAACCUGAGGCGGCCUCCAGGCCGUGGAUCCAGGACAUUGAGGGGGAGAACGCCAGGGGCCUCUGCAACACGUCCUCAGCCCGGCUUCCGGCUCCUGUACUAACAGGCGAGAAGCCGUGUGAGCGGGUCCAGUUUCAGCCCAACACGGUGAACACGUUGGCCUGCCCCCUCCUCUCCAACCUGGCCACCCGGCUCUGGCUCCACGACGGGGCCCCUGUCAACGCCUCGGCCUCCUGCCGCGUGUUGCCUACUGGGGACCUGCUGCUGGUGGGCAGCCAGCAGGAACUGGGGGUGUUCCAGUGCUGGUCGCUGGAGGAGGGCUUCUGGCAGCUGGUGGCCAAUUACUGCCCAAAGGUAGCAGAGGACCUGAUCGCGGACCGAGCAGACCGGAGCGGCGGCGUGCCCGUCGUCAUCAGCACGUCGCGGGUGAGCGCGCCGGCCGGCGGCAAGGCCAGCUGGGGUGCGGACAAGUCCUACUGGACCGAGUUCCUGGUGAUGUGCGCGCUCUUCGUGUUCGCUGUGGUGCUCCUGAUUUUAUUCUUCCUCUACCGGCACCGGGGCGGCAUGAAAGUCUUCCUGAAGCAGGGGGAGUGUGCCAGUGUGCACCCCAAGACCCGCCCUACGGCGCUGCCACCCGAGACCCGGCCGCUUAACGGCGUAGGCCCCCCUAGCACCCCUCUCGACCACCGAGGCUACCAGGCCCUGUCAGACAGCCCCCCAGGGCCCCGCGUCUUCACGGAGUCCGAGAAGAGGCCGCUCAGCAUCCAGGACAGCUUUGUGGAGGUGUCCCCGGUGUGCCCCAGGCCCCGGGUCCGCCUGGGCUCUGAGAUCCGGGACUCCGUGGUGUGA